CUGCGAAUUAGAGCGCGAAGCAUAUGAAACACAGUGAAAACCCAGAGAGAGAGAGAGAGAGAGAGAGAGAGAGAGGCCUUAACACCUCCCAAUGAUUUCUAUAACAGCCCCUCUCAUCCUCCCCUACCGUCUUCUCCCCCUCAACCGAAACCCUAGCUUCCUAAUCCGAUCCUCCUCCAGCCUCCAAGAGAGAGAGCUAAGCUCGGAGCUUUACGCUUCCGCUCCUUUCCCGCCGAUAUCGGCCGCGAAGAGGGUGGUCCUGGUGAGGCACGGCCAGAGCACUUGGAACGAAGAGGGCCGGAUCCAAGGGAGUUCCGACUUCUCUGUCCUCACUAAGAAAGGUGAGGCUCAGGCCGAGACCUCCCGACAGAUGCUCAUCGACGACUCCUUCGAUGUUUGCUUCUCCAGCCCCUUGAUACGUUCAAAAAGAACGGCUGAAAUCAUAUGGGGGCCUCGUGAGAAGGAGAUGAUUACUGAUUCUGAUUUGAGAGAAAUCGACUUGUAUUCAUUCCAAGGCCUCUUGAAGCAUGAGGGGAAAGCAAAGUAUGGUGCAGCUUUUCGUCAAUGGCAGGUAGAUGCUGCGAAUUUCAACAUAGAUGGUCAUUAUCCUGUGAGAGAGUUGUGGGCACGUGCUAGAAGCUGUUGGAAUAAUAUACUAGCCCAUGAAAGCAGGUCUGUUCUUGUGGUUGCACACAAUGCUGUUAAUCAGGCUCUCGUUGCAACAGCGAUUGGUUUGGGAACAGAGUAUUUUAGGAUUUUACUUCAGAGCAACUGUGGUGUUAGUGUGCUUGAUUUUACACCGCGGCCCGAGGGAGGGUCACCAUUUAUUUGCCUAAAUCGGUUAAAUCAGACCCCCAAUUCACCUAUUGCUACUGGAAGUUCUGGAGGCAGGAAAAGCAGUAGGCGCCUCGUACUUGUCUGUUACGGAGCCACACAAAGUAACACAGAAGCUAGUGGUGCUACUUAUGGGGAUCUGCCACUGAACAUGCUUGGAAUUAUACAGUCCCAGAAAACUGCAGAGCUACUCCUCGAUUUGAAAGUGCAUUCUAUAAUUAGCAGUCCUAAGAAAGCUUGUUCUGAGACAUCCCUGGCCAUCUCCAGAGUCCAAGAAGCUGCAGAUUGCUUGGGUGCUGACUGUGUUCCACGCUAUGUGGAGAUGAAGCAAAUGGAGCACCUUGAUGUUGAAAGCGUUCUUCAGCAACCAAAUAGGGAUGCAACCGAGGUUUCAGCUCUUGAGCCUGGUUGGUUAAAUGGAUAUGAAGAUAGAAUCACAUCAGAAGUAUGGCAUCAAUCUGAGAAGGCUUGGCAGUCUCUAUUGAGCGAACUAUCGGAUGAGUCCGAGCCAGAAAAGAUACUUGUCGUAGUUGGCCACCCAGCACUUCACAUAGCAUUGAUGGGGCAUUGCCUAAAUCUGACCAAAGAAUGGAUGGGAUCAUUUCAUGUCGACGCAGGGAGCAUCAGUGUCGUCGACUUUCCAGAUGGGCCUACCUCGAGAGGCGUUAUCCGGUGCAUAAAUUACACUGCCCAUUUGGGUAGAUGGUCGAUACCGAUCACAAGAUCCAUUAUCGAUGAUGAUGAGUUUUAACUGUAAAUAGGUCUUGAUUUAACUUGUAAAAAUUACCACCACUCCUUGCAUAUCAAUGUCAGGGUGGCUGUUAGUUAUAUCAUGACGUAUAAAAGAGAAUGAAUUUAUUAUCCAAAUUCGAAAUUUA
This is a messenger RNA of Juglans regia (Persian walnut), 1712 nucleotides long. RefSeq names its product probable 2-carboxy-D-arabinitol-1-phosphatase. The coding region runs from base 92 to 1585 and encodes 497 amino acids. The record is from RefSeq and is a predicted model, not a curated record. The transcript is spliced from 9 exons. Gene Ontology annotation, molecular function: phosphatase activity. NCBI's taxonomy places the organism in Eukaryota, Viridiplantae, Streptophyta, Magnoliopsida, Fagales, Juglandaceae.